UACACUACCACAGGGGGCUGUAACUAGUGCGAGUUGGAAGCGCAGAUGAAUCCUCCCGGCAUCUCUCAAUAUAGACUCUGUUCCCAGUGUCACUACUAGGAAGGAGAUUUGCAACAUCUCUACCAGGAGGAGAAAAUGGCUAGUAAAAGAGAUGGCCUGAAGGGCAAAACAGUUACCCUCCAAAUGGCAAAGAAUGCCAUCAAGGAGUCUUCAGGUGGCAAAAAGAGACUAGUUUUGUCAAACCUGGGGAUUAAAGAAUUCCCCAAAUGCUUAAAGAAGCUGACAUCCGAGGUAGAAGAGCUAGAUAUAAGCCGUAAUUAUAUAAAAAAGUUGCCUGACUGGAUCCAGUCUUUUAAAAGUCUGUGCUGGCUGGAUGUACAUACUAAUCACAUAGAGGCCCUUCCAUCAGCUAUAGGGCAACUAAAACAGCUAUCGUAUCUGAAUCUCAGCAACAACAACAUAACAGAAAAAGGAAUACCUGCUGAAAUUAGCCAACUGAAAAACAUCAGAAAGCUAAACCUGGGCCUCAAUAAGAUAAGUGUUUUGCCGCCAUCACUAGAAGCUCUCACUCAGAUGACAGAAUUAGGCCUUUUUGACAAUUAUCUAAAAGAAAUACCUCCUGGCAUGUUGAAGAUGCCCAAAGUAAAAAUAAAUUUAAAAGGAAACCCGAUCCCACCUGCAGAACAAAAAGAGGCAGAAGUGGAAACGAGCACCAGAAAUAAAGAACUGUAUCUGGUGCCAAGAGAGGACCUGUGCUCUGCAUGUUUAAGCAAAUCUGAAAAAAAUAAAACAAAAAUUAAAAACUUAAUUGGAAUGUGCAUACCGAAUUCCAUCCGGCGCCGUUUUAACUGAAUAAAUAAAAGCAUUAAUCAUC
This is a messenger RNA of Pseudophryne corroboree (corroboree frog), 874 nucleotides long. Its product is annotated as leucine-rich repeat-containing protein 18-like. The coding region runs from base 136 to 852 and encodes 238 amino acids. Gene Ontology annotation, molecular function: protein binding. The record is from RefSeq and is a predicted model, not a curated record. Lineage: Eukaryota; Metazoa; Chordata; Amphibia; Anura; Myobatrachidae. The transcript has 2 exons.